Messenger RNA from Protobothrops mucrosquamatus (brown spotted pit viper), 408 nucleotides. RefSeq names its product small serum protein 2-like. The record is from RefSeq and is a predicted model, not a curated record. NCBI's taxonomy places the organism in Eukaryota, Metazoa, Chordata, Lepidosauria, Squamata, Viperidae. The transcript has 4 exons. The coding region runs from base 1 to 408 and encodes 135 amino acids.
AUGAAAGCUAUUUCCCACCUCUCGGAAAGUGAAGAUUAUCUACCAGGGAAGAGAGUCUUCUUCAGUCUGAUCAUCUUCUCUUUCAUGCUGGCUACAUGCCAAGGAGCCUGCGGUAGAGGUCCCCUUGUACCUGAGUUCAAUUUUUCACUCUUCAAUUCUUUUUUUUUCGGUAAAGCCAUGGCACCAAAGAAAUGUGUGGAUCCUAAUGAUGGGAGAAAGCAUCUCAUUGUAUCAACUUGGAAUACAGCUGAUUGUUUAAGAUGUGAAUGCGACAGUGAUGGAUUGAGCUGCUGCCACAGGUAUGGUGGUCUUGCUGGAAGAGCAGGAUGCAAAACAGUGUUGAAUCGAGUAACAUGUGAAUAUGAAUUCUAUAGGCUCGAUGACCCAUCAAAGCGCUGUGGUGCCUGA